AUGUCGUCAAGUAACAGAGACCUGUUAAGAAUAUUGGUGUCAUUAAGGGAGCCAGAUGAGCCAAAGAAUGCAUGUCAUAUCCACAUAUCCUGUGACGCCACCGCUUCAAAAAACAAAUCAUUAAACCGUCAAUCGUUUUUUUUCCUUCAAUUCAUCAAGAUGAACUUGUCUCGUGUCACCAUUCUCUUUCUCGCUAUUCUUUUUCAAGAAACCCUAUUUUUAGCCAUGGGAGACAGAGAAUUCAUAGAGAACACAUGCAAGGGCACACCUUCAUACAACUUAUGCCUUUCGAUUUUAUUGGCAAACCCCAAGAGCCAAGAUGCAAAUUUAACAGGCUUAGCACUCAUCGUAGUUGAUGCAGUAAAAAACGAAGGUGUGAAAACCCUACAACAAAUCCAUGCUCUCAAAAAGUCUCUGCCCGAGUUGACAGCAACACUGAUGCAGUGUGGAGAUGUGUAUAACACUAUAAUGCAUGUGAAUGUUCCUUUAACCAUUAACGCAUUGAAUCUUGGAAACCCUAAAUUCGGCGAAGAUGGAAUGGCUGAUACCACUAUCGAGUCGCAGACAUGUGAGAGGAGUUUUAAGGAGCAUGGUCAAACAUCACCGUUGACGAAUAUGAAUAAAGAUAUGGAAGAUGUGGCUAAUGUAGCUAGGGCCAUUAUUAGAAUGCUUUUAUAA
Molecule: messenger RNA, 678 nt
Organism: Lactuca sativa (garden lettuce)
Lineage: Eukaryota; Viridiplantae; Streptophyta; Magnoliopsida; Asterales; Asteraceae
Product: cell wall / vacuolar inhibitor of fructosidase 1
Biological process (GO): negative regulation of catalytic activity
Molecular function (GO): enzyme inhibitor activity
Source: RefSeq, a predicted model, not a curated record